UACUCGGCUCCUCAGCUAGCUAGCAAAGGGAGAAAUUCCGAACAAGCAAAGCCGUGAUACUCCAAUGCCGGGCUGCCAAGACCAGCAGCACUUGAAGAAGAGUUCCAUCUACAGAGUCCCUCCCCACAUCUUACAGCGUAAAAAAGAAGCCUUCCAGCCCAAGUUGGUGUCGUUCGGGCCGUACCAUCACGGCGAGCGUGACCUGAUGCCGAUGGAGGCUCACAAGCAACGCGCUCUCCGCCAAUUCCUAAGUAGAACCCGGAAAACUCAAGACGAAAUCUCCAAGUGCGUGGCGCGUGUGGCGCAAGAGCUGCAGGGCUCGUACGAUUCACUAGACCCUAAAUGGCAAGGCCAAGACAACACCAAGGAAUUCGUGCAGCUGAUGAUCUUGGACGGAUGUUUCAUGCUUGAAAUACUGGCCUCCCCGAAGUCUUCGCAAUUAUUUGGUGAUCUUGGUUAUCCCCAGGAUGACCCCAUCUUCAGCGACCAUGGGAAUGUCUGUGUCAUGCCGCUAAUCAACAGCGAUAUGCUGUUACUGGAAAAUCAGUUGCCGAUGCAGCUUUUACUGGAGCUCAGUGUCAUCGCAACGGGGAAGGCCAAGGGAGAGAUCUUUAAGUUGUUGAAGGAGAUGAUAAUCAAGUUCUGUCUACGUGAUGCUUAUAAACACGAUCCUACUAGUACUAGCGGCAAUACCCUGCACGUGCUAGACCUUUGCCGCAAGAGCCUGAUUUACAUACCAGCUGGUCACAAACCCGGCAAACAUCACGACGUUGAAAAGGGCAGCAACCAUGACUCGGGAGUAAACACUAGCGCCUACAGUGUCCUCCGCUCGGCCAUGGAGCUGGGUGAGGCCGGCAUCCGCUUCAGGAAAAGCAAGACCAAUAGCCUUAGGGACAUAUCCUUCGGCUUCCCCGGAACCCUGAGUCUCCCUGAGAUCGCAAUUGAUGACGACACCGAAUCAAUGUUCCUCAACCUCAUAGCGUUCGAGUGUUGCCACGUCGGUGCUGGCCAUGAAAUCAUUUCCUUCAUCUGUUUCAUGGAUCGAAUCAUCGACGAUGGCAAGGACAUCGGCCUCCUAAGAGACAAAAGGAUCCUGCGCAACCUCACUGGCAGCGACGCCGACGCCGCUGAAUUGUUUAAUAGGAUGUCCAAGGACUUGACGUUCGAUCGGAAUGACAAACAGCUUCAGGAGGUGUGUGCUGCCAUGGUUAAGUACAGCAGUAGAUAUGUCAACAAAUGCUGGGGCAUCCUAUAUGGAACCUAUCUGAAGCAUCCGUGGGCCAUUAUCUCUACCCUUGCCGCCAUCAUCAUCUUCGUCCUCACUGCAAUGGAGGCUUCCUACGCCGUCAUGAGUUAUCAUAAGGGUAAAUGAGUGAUAUCUCCUAAACAAGAUAAACUUUUUCCCAAAAAUAAAAGAAAAAAAUAAUGAGAUCUUAUUAUCAAUCUUAAUUUUUAUGGUUAAAUUUACAUUAAAAAAAAGCCAGUAAUUAAGUUACGAAUAAAACCAUGAUUUUAUUAUUGUGAUGGUUUUGAGUGUUGAGUGUGUGUAUACAUAUACACACACACAUAUAUAUGUAUACAUACAGUGUUGUCUAAUAUUGGGUUGCCCAAGGUCUAGGGCGAGCUGUUUGAACGAGGUUGUGUUUGUGAUUCUAUGAAGAAUAGUGUUUUGAAGCUUAA
Molecule: messenger RNA, 1680 nt
Organism: Diospyros lotus (date-plum)
Lineage: Eukaryota; Viridiplantae; Streptophyta; Magnoliopsida; Ericales; Ebenaceae
Product: UPF0481 protein At3g47200-like
Exons: 2
Coding region: 65-1372 (435 amino acids)
Source: RefSeq, a predicted model, not a curated record